GGGGCGGGCUCAGGUGUGCCCGGCCCUGCCCUCGGCCCGGGAUGCGCUGAGCGGCCGGAGAGCGAAGGCAAUGGAUCCGCUGGAGACGAACAGCAGCUGCAGCAACGGGUCUCUGAUCACCCUUUCGUGCCUUUCCCACCGGGUUGUGUGCCAAGUGAUCAGCAGUGCUGUCCCAGCUGACUCUGUCCAGGACAAUGGGACUUCAGAUAGUUCCUGGAUAACUCGGCUGGAAAAUAAUUAUGGAUUCUACAUUGGCCUGGGCUUGGCUGUCUUCUCCAGCUUCCUCAUCGGGAGCAGUGUCAUCCUCAAGAAAAAAGGACUGCUACGGCUGGUGGAGAAGGGAGGCACGAGGGCAGGAGACGGAGGCCACGGCUACCUAAAGGACUGGCUCUGGUGGGCUGGCUUGUUAACCAUGGGUGGAGGGGAAGCUGCCAACUUCGCUGCCUAUGCCUUUGCUCCUGCAACUAUUGUCACGCCUCUGGGGGCUCUGAGCGUGCUCAUAAGUGCCAUUCUGUCCUCAUAUUUGCUUGGAGAACGGCUCAACCUGCUGGGAAAGCUGGGCUGCCUGCUGAGCCUGGUGGGCAGCACUGUGAUGGUCAUACACGCCCCAGAGGACGAGGAGGUCACCACUCUGGAGGAAAUGACUUCCAAGCUGAAGGAGCCUGGUUUCCUGGCUUAUGCUGCGAUCCUCCUGGCUCUCUGCUUCCUCCUGAUCUUCUUCCUCGCACCCCGUUACGGCCAGAGCAACAUCCUCGUCUACCUCGCCAUCUGCUCCGUUAUCGGCGCCUUCUCCGUGUCCUCAGUCAAGGGCUUGGGAAUUGCCAUCAAGGGCUUCUUUGCUGACCAGCCUGUGCUGCAGCAUCCACUGACGUGGAUCCUGGUCAUCACCCUGGUGGCAUCCAUCACCACACAGAUCAACUACCUCAACAAGUCUCUAGACAUUUUCAACACCUCUUUGGUGUUCCCCAUCUACUACGUGCUGUUCACCACCAUCGUCAUCACCACUUCCAUCAUCCUCUUUAAGGAGUGGGUCACCAUGACCGUGGUUGACAUCAUUGGGACAGUCUGUGGCUUCCUCACCAUCAUUUUGGGGGUGUUUUUACUCCAUGCUUUCAAAGACAUGGACGUCAGUUUAUGGAAUUUACCACAAGUCCUUCAGAAUGAACCGGUCACCAGAGAUGACAAGAACAUCCUGAUAGAGGUGGACAACUCCAGCAUCGCCCCAGAGGAUAAACCCAAAACACUUGCAUGAACUCUAAAAUACACUCCAGCAUCUCGAGAGGAGGUGAGAGACAAGGACUGACCGGUGCACGCCUGCUAUUCAGACUCUGCUCGUCCAUGUUUAAUCACUUGCUCUGCAAAUAAUGGGACAAGAAUAUUGGUGAAUAUGGGCAAAACAGGGUGAAUUUUGAAAUAGCUGCUCACUCAGGCUCAGUGGCAGGACUCAAGCCAUGAAGUGUUUUACAGAGAGAUCUUUUUCAGCUUUUGGUUUUUUGCGAGGUGCAGGAGUUUCCCUGGAGCAGUGUUAAUUAUUUUUAUGGAAGCUUUGUUUGUUUGGGUUGGUUUAUUUUUCCCUUAGCAUCCCUGGUGCCCAGGCCUUGCUGAAGUUGCUGGGCCUGACCCAGACCCCACCUGAGGAAGGGCUGGGGGAGCUCCCAUGUCAGGAGAAAUUCUGCCACCGUCUCCAACACUUCUGGUGAAAAUCUUUUCAGUCCGAAAGACCAAGUGGCUGUAAAUGUUAUGUAUUUUUUUCUCAGGAAAUAUCUUGACCUUGGCAAGGCCCCCCCCCCAAUUCUUUGAACCCCAUGAGGUGUCCUACUGUCCUCUGAGAUGCUCACAUGAUUAUACCUGGGUCUGAGCAUCACUGAGCAAAUACAACGUAGGGCUGUGGGAGAGAGGACUAUGCAAUCUCCUAUUUUAAUAACAUUUCACUACUAUUUUUUUGGAAUGUGGAAAGGGAAAUAAAGGUUUUU
This is a messenger RNA of Corvus hawaiiensis (hawaiian crow), 1973 nucleotides long. RefSeq names its product NIPA like domain containing 4 (gene NIPAL4). The transcript has 7 exons. Gene Ontology annotation, cellular component: membrane. Gene Ontology annotation, molecular function: magnesium ion transmembrane transporter activity. Lineage: Eukaryota; Metazoa; Chordata; Aves; Passeriformes; Corvidae. Bases 71 to 1252 code for a protein of 393 amino acids. The record is from RefSeq and is a predicted model, not a curated record. Gene Ontology annotation, biological process: magnesium ion transport.